UUAAUUGAAAUCGUAACACGUAAAAUUUUGUGUUGUUUACAAGUCGACGCCGACUGUAGCACUGAAAACAAAUGCCUGCGAAUGUUGUUUUUCUUCUUUUGUUUUUUUCCUCACCGCACAUGGCAACUCCGAUAAGAAAAGACACGAUAAAGAGAUCCCACAGUGAUUCGAAGCAGUGUUUGGUACGCGUUCAUCGUGUUUGUACGUUUUUGUGCUCGUAUUGUCAAUAAAAAUCACUAAAUCACGAAAAAUUAAUCAAAAUGUCUUGCAAACAACGCAAAGUCGUUAUAAUGGGCUACAGAUCAGUUGGUAAAUCAUCUCUGAGUAUUCAAUUCGUCGAAGGACAAUUCGUAGACGAUUAUAAUCCAACGAUAGAAAACACGUUUACAAAGCGCGCGCGUUUCAAUUCGCAAGACUACGAGCUAAAGGUGAUCGACACGGCGGGGCAGGACGAGUAUUCGCUGAUAACAUCACAGUACGGUAUAGAUAUCCACGGAUAUGUCCUUGUUUACAGCGUAACGAGCAAUAAAUCGUUCGAGGUGAUUAAGUCUUUGUACGCCAAACUGUUGGACAUCACGGGGAAAGUUGAUUUACCAAUUGUUUUGGUUGGUAACAAGACGGAUUUGCACAAACAACGUGCGAUAUCACCAGAACAAGGGCGCAAAUUGGCCGAGGAGUGGAAAGCGGUGUUUUUGGAGACGUCAGCUAAACACCAAGAAGAUGUUCUUGAUAUUUUCAACGUGCUGCUGCGUGAAAUCGAACGCACGAAUGGAAACCUCACAGAAAGAACCAACUGCGCCGUGUCUUAACCUGAAACAGAACACAAGCAACAAACGCAAAAGAAAAGUAAACAAAAAGUAAACGUACCUAACAUAUUAUUUAUAUUUACAUAGAAUAGGAACCAAAAUAGUAAUGACCAAUGAUGAUUAAUGACGUGUGCGUAAAAUAGUAAAACUUUAAAACUUUCAAAAUGAAAAACAAAAAAAAAAACUAACACUUUUAGGUAAUUGUUUUAUACUACUGCAGUAUAAAUGGUUUAUAAAUCAUUUUAUAUAUUUAUAUUAAAAGAUGUAUUUAUGUAUUUGUUAUUGUCGUAGUCAAAACAAUUUAAUUAGGUUUAGGAUGAUCUGUUAAAAGUUCAAAGAAGUGACUUUUGUACAUGUAUUUCAUAAGUAUUAAUCUUGUAAACAAAUGAACAUAUUAUGAAAUUUACGAAUUCAUGAUAAUGUUUCAUUGUGUUUCUGUUUUCUUAUUUGUAGAUGUUGUAGAUGUAGUAGAUGUAGACUUUGUAAGUUAUUUAGUUUAUAGGAAUGUGAUUAGUAGUGUUUUUGUACUUUAAUAUUUAAGAUUUGUCAAAAGUUUGCAAUAUUUAUCAUUGUUGUCAUUAUUGGAAAACAUGUAAUACAAAAAAACAAAUAAUAAACAAAUUGAUAUUUA
Dalotia coriaria is the source of this 1437-nucleotide messenger RNA. RefSeq names its product GTP-binding protein Rheb homolog. The transcript has 4 exons. Gene Ontology annotation, biological process: small GTPase-mediated signal transduction. Gene Ontology annotation, molecular function: GDP binding; GTPase activity; GTP binding. The coding region runs from base 261 to 809 and encodes 182 amino acids. Gene Ontology annotation, cellular component: plasma membrane. The record is from RefSeq and is a predicted model, not a curated record. NCBI's taxonomy places the organism in Eukaryota, Metazoa, Arthropoda, Insecta, Coleoptera, Staphylinidae.